AAGUGUAGGGAACGGAAGUGUCGUGAGGGACUAUGGAGAGUCCGGAGUUAUCUUUCACUCUGGCUUACACUGUGUUCGCUGUUUGCCUUAUUUUCACACCUAAUGAAUUCCGCGCUGCGGGUUUAACCAUCCAGAAUGUGUUUUCAUCCUGGCUGGGCAGCGAGGAUAUCAGCUUCAUCGAGCACCAUCUGAGGAGGACCAGCCUCACUGUUCUUAUCCACAGCUGUUUGCCUCUAGGAUAUUACUUGGGAAUGUGUGUUGCUGCCCCAGAACAAAACCUGAUUCACAUUCAACAGGUCAGUGACAACUGGAGAGCUUUCCUCUUUCUCUCUGUGAGCCUUCAGUUGACCAGCUGGCUGCUGGUCAUUUACUGGUACCGCUGCCGCUGGCGUCACCAUCCCAUCAGCAGGACACUUGUAGCUCACGCACAGCCUCCCUAUUCCAGCCCUGGUGACGUGGCAGCAAACAUCAACACAGAGUUCAGACGGAUAGAUAAAGUUGUGACAGGAGUGCCUGGAGCCCAAGUUAUUGUUACCGACAGCUGGAUACUGAAGGUGACCACAUAUCACAUCUAUAUGGCCUUACAAAGUGAUUGUCAUGUGACGGUGACAAAGUCCAGGCAGCAUCAGCUGAACCCAGAUUCUCAGUCCCCCAUAGAGAUCCUGACGCUGAGGGUGGAGAGCAUCAACCCUGCAGUCAGACCAUUCGAUAUCUGUCUCAACUCAACAGAUUAUGCAGAUUUCAGGCAGAAGCUCCAGUCUCCCAUCAGAACGUCUCCCAACGUUGUGAUCCACCAAACAUUCAGUGAGCUCUUUCUGGAAACCUUCAGAGCUCAGGUGGAGCUAAAUCAGCCAUACAUCCUCCCCAGCGGUCAGGAAGUAGAGCCCUGUAUCGGCUGCAUGCAAGUUCCAGCAAAUACCAAGUUGGUUAGACUCUGCCAAACAGCAGAAAUGGAAAACGAGUCGGAGUGCCAGCAGUGUUUUUGCAGGCCCAUGUGGUGCCUCUUUUGUUUGGGUCGAUGGUUUGCCAGCCGCCAGGACCAACAGAGACUGGAGACAUGGUUGUCCAGCAAGGUCCCCUGUCCUACAUGCAGAGCCAAAUUCUGCAUACUAGAUGUUUGCGUGGUCCGCUGACCAGACCCACAGACAAUGCUCUUUUAAGGACUUCUUCCUCUCAGAUCAAACCACAUCUGGUUUUUUUCUUUCAUCAAGAUAAAAGCCUGUAAAGCAGGGCUGAAUCGAAUGCUGGUUCCUUUAGAUAACUCAUGAACUAUGAAUGCAGUCUUCUGUCUUAAAUGAUCUAAAAGGCUGGAAAAGCAAACAAUACUAUUAUGUGUCAGCUGAGACAAUGUUGAUAAAUACGCCAAAAAUAAAGAAAAUCAAUCUAAAA
Molecule: messenger RNA, 1389 nt
Organism: Cyprinodon tularosa
Lineage: Eukaryota; Metazoa; Chordata; Actinopteri; Cyprinodontiformes; Cyprinodontidae
Gene: tmem129
Product: transmembrane protein 129, E3 ubiquitin protein ligase
Exons: 7
Coding region: 33-1133 (366 amino acids)
Biological process (GO): protein ubiquitination
Cellular component (GO): membrane; endoplasmic reticulum
Molecular function (GO): ubiquitin protein ligase activity
Source: RefSeq, a predicted model, not a curated record